This is a messenger RNA of Hyaloscypha bicolor E, 492 nucleotides long. RefSeq lists its product as uncharacterized. Bases 1 to 492 code for a protein of 163 amino acids. NCBI's taxonomy places the organism in Eukaryota, Fungi, Ascomycota, Leotiomycetes, Helotiales, Hyaloscyphaceae. The transcript has 4 exons. The record is from RefSeq and is a predicted model, not a curated record.
AUGAAGUUCGAGUUGGCUCUGACUAGUUUUUUCCUCCGGGGUGUUUUCUCCCAAGCCUGCUCAAGUGGAGUCUACGGCGCCCUAACCUGCGGCAGUCCCAGUGCUUCAUAUUGCGAAUCAGCCAGUCUGGAGGGCAGCAUCAUUUUCCGAUGUACCGAUGGUUGUGAGGCUCCUCCAUAUGGUGUCAAACAAGGGGCGCUCUGCUGGCAAGAUAGUCCCACGGCGGGCGAUGCGCAAUGCACAUUUGAUUGCGUGAAUGUUACUGCAGUAAAUGGUAGUACUUUUUAUCCUGUGGGAUGUAGCUUCACACUAGCAAACACGACAGCUCCUCCAAGCAGUGUGAGUCUGAACCUCCCAACCGCUGCCAGUACUCCGCCGAGCAGUACCACCAGUCAAGUAGCAACAACGCAUACAUCCAAAAGCGGAGUUGAGGCUAUGCGUGUAGGCGGCGGUACUGCUAUGAUUCUAGGACUUCUAGGAUUAUUCUUGUAA